Molecule: messenger RNA, 852 nt
Organism: Myxocyprinus asiaticus (Chinese sucker)
Lineage: Eukaryota; Metazoa; Chordata; Actinopteri; Cypriniformes; Catostomidae
Product: pterin-4-alpha-carbinolamine dehydratase-like
Exons: 4
Coding region: 25-333 (102 amino acids)
Biological process (GO): tetrahydrobiopterin biosynthetic process
Molecular function (GO): 4-alpha-hydroxytetrahydrobiopterin dehydratase activity
Source: RefSeq, a predicted model, not a curated record
GGGGAGCGCUGCACGCACCGCAACAUGUCAGGGAAAAUUCAGAUUCUUACUAUGGAGGAGAGGGAGCACCUCCUCCCCAUGCUGAGGAGUGCUCAGUGGGUGGAGGUGGUGGGGAGGGAUGCCAUUUACAAGGAGUUCCUCUUCAAAGACUUCAACCAAGCUUUUGGCUUCAUGUCCAGAGUAGCACUACAGGCUGAAAAAAUGGAUCAUCACCCUGAAUGGUUUAAUGUGUAUAAUAAGGUUCAGAUCACUCUGAGUACUCAUGAGUGUGGAGGACUCUCACAGCGUGACAUCACCCUUGCAACCUUCAUAGAUCAAGCCUCAGUCCUUUGAGUGAACCCUCUCUCAAUAGAGCUUGUCAGAUGACCUCUCAGCAGCUUGUAAAUCUGGACCAAAAAAAAAACGGACUUCAUGCAACAUGAUUUUCACUAUCAGUUUUGACUGUGUAGUCUCCUACAAGUCUGCCUGUUACUAUUAAUCCUUUCCCAAGAAGUAUUAAUGGAGUGGUUAGGAGAACUUUUGUCUUAAGUCAUUUCACAUCCACGGAAUAUAAACAUUUUAAAGAACACUAAAGAGACCAAGUGAAGCACUAUGUAUAACUGUGUUAUAUGGCCUAUUGUAUUUUUUAUUUCAAAAAUUUUCAAAAUUUAUGGUGCCUUUGUUUUGUUGUUGAUGUGGGAAAAGUCUGAGAUCUGUUAUCCCGCUUACAGGAUCCAGUGAUUAAAUGGCAGACUUAGUUCCUCAACAAUGAAAUGUAUUAAACAGUAAACAUUUGCCAACAUUGACUUUGUGAGAUCAAUCGAUUAUCUGUCAAAUCACUUGCCUACUGUUUAAUCAUUAUACAUUAAAGUC